CACUCCCUUUGGAAUCCCCAGCGAAGACGGCGACUCCACAGAGCUAGGACGCAAACCUGUGCUUUAUGACUCACCCUGCACACCAUGCGGCUGUGCUUUUACCAGGUGUAUGAAUUUCUAUUUGUAUAAAUAAGUUACUAGUAUAUAUUACAACUCUUAAGUGCAGAUAUUGAUAUCCAAAAAUAAAGUAUAUUUCUUUAAUAUUAUUUUACUUUCAAUAUAAAUGUAAUAUUAAUAGUACUUUAACAGUAUUAUAUGCAUGUAAAACAAAAUGUGUUACUAGCAUUUGCAAUAUUCACCUAAAAUAAACAAUAUACUCAGCAUAUAGUUAUUUAUUGCAGCUAGUUAAAAUACACUGUUUUUUUACUCUGUAUAAAACUGUUUUAACACUGAUGAAAAUAAUAAAUGAAUUACAAAAGGGAAAAGUUACAGAAAUACAAACUAUAACGUUAUCUUACCUUUACAAUAUUACAUUUGAACGUUAUACGUUCUGUAUAACACAAUACUUAUACUUUGCUUAUUAUUGAAAACACACAUGGUUCACAUAUGUCUAUGCAUUAAAGUAGGCUAUUAAAACUCGGUUUUGUAUUAGAUAACGACAACAUUAAUAUACCUGUAUAUUGUUUGUUUGUUUGAAACAAUAGUGAAAGGAGAAAAGAGUCUCAACUGUAUAUGUCAUAUGUGUUGUAACAAAGGAUCACACACAGCAAGCAUAGACUCUAACGACUCGAAAACAAAAAAGAUUUAUUGUUAACUAGGACUUCAUUUGAAUCUGUGCUAAGGGUAAAGGUGACCAUUUAGAGAAAAAUUAAUCAGGCUUGAGUAUUUAAAAUCUGUGAAGGACUGGAAGGACCAGAUGCUGGCUAAAGACAGAAGAUGGGCUUUUUCACCAAACUCUGGACUUUCCGCAAGAUCUUCAUUCUUGUGCUCACUCCACUGCUGCUGCUACCACUUCCAUUACUCAUUGAUACAAAAGAAGCACAAUGUGCUUACACACUGUUUGUAGUUGCUGUUUACUGGCUAACAGAAGCAAUACCACUUGCAGUGACUGCUCUCAUCCCAGCCCUGAUGUUUCCUUUGUUCGGCAUUAUGAAAUCCAAAACGGUGGCCUCAGCGUAUUUCAAAGACUUUCAUCUCUUGCUAAUUGGAGUUGUUUGUUUGGCCACGUCGAUUGAAAAGUGGAAUUUGCACAAACGCAUUGCUCUGAGGAUGGUUAUGCUGGUAGGAGUCAACCCGGGAUGGCUUAUGAUGGGGUUCAUGAUCAGUUCUGCCUUCCUGUCUAUGUGGCUUAGUAACACCUCCACUGCUGCCAUGGUGAUGCCAAUUGUUGAGGCUGUUAUUCAGCAGAUUCUAAAUGCUGAAGCUGAGGUUAAUGCUAUACAAAUGAAAAAUAUGGAUGGAACAUCAAAUUUAGGACUACAACUUGAUGAGGAUGAAGUAAAACAUGAAAAUAACACAGAAGCAGAAAGCAAUGGAGUUGAACAUAAUACUGUGUGCAAAAUAGAACUGGAGGAUACGUCUCCACAAAGAUCGGUGCCUAAACCAGAGAUGGAAAGAAAAUACUUAAGCAAGAAAGAUCAUAUGAUGUGCAAAGGAAUGUCGCUGUGCAUUGCAUAUUCCUGCACCAUUGGAGGAUUGAGCACCAUAACAGGAACAUCCACCAACCUUAUUUUUGCUGAACACUUCAAUAACCGUUACCCAGAUUGUCACUGCAUUAACUUUGGAACUUGGUUUGUUCUCACCUUCCCGAUAACUAUUAUCAUUCUGAUUCUAUCCUGGGUCUGGCUGCACUGGCUUUAUCUUGGCUUCGACUUUUCCAGAAUGUUCAGAUGUGCUAAGGAUAAAUCAGAAAAAGAGAAAGCCUCUGCAAAAAUCAUAAACAAUGAAUAUAAACAACUUGGUUCAAUAAGCAAUCAAGAACUUGUCACACUUGUUAUAUUUAUCUUAAUGGCGCUGCUUUGGUUUACAAGAGAUCCUGGAUUUGUUCCUGGAUGGUCAUCACUCUUUCCUCAAUACAAGGGUUAUGCAACAGAUUCUACUGCAGCUUUAAUUCUUGGCCUUCUAUUUUUCAUCAUUCCUGCAAACAUGCCAAACAACUCUUCAUGUGGCAAAAAGAGUUAUUUGUCCUACACUACAUUGAUUACAUGGAAGGAAUUCCAGUCAUGCAUGCCCUGGGAAAUUGCUCUCCUUGUGGGUGGUGGGUUUGCACUGGCACAGGGCACUGAGGAUUCUGGACUUUCUGCGUGGGUGGGAAGUAAGCUAACUCCUUUAGGAUCCCUUCCUAUUUGGGUAACCAUUGCAGUGUCUAGCUUAAUUGUAACCAGCGUGACUGAAGUUGCAAGCAAUCCAGCUACUAUCACAAUAUUCCUGCCUAUACUGUCUCCCUUGGCUGAAGCCAUUGGUGUCAAUCCUCUCUAUAUUUUGAUACCAACUACAUUAUGCACAUCAUUUGCGUUCUUGCUGCCAGUGGCAAAUCCACCUAAUGCCAUUGUCUUUACCUAUGGUCAUCUACAAGUAAUAGAUAUGGUAAAGGCUGGACUGGGAGUUAACAUCAUUGGAGUUCUUGCUGUCAUGCUGGGUGUACGAGUAUGGGGAGUCCCUCUUUUUGAUCUGGAGACAUAUCCAUCCUGGGCUCCACCACAUUUCAUUGCCAACAUAACUGGCCCAUAAAUGCUGAGUGAUAUGUAAUGGGGAGCAAGGCAAUGACACUCACAUGUAUGAAGCCAGCAGCAGGGGUGUAGUGGAAAAAAAAACAUUAUCAACAGUUACCCCACAUUUAAAUUAAACAUCAACAGUGUCAAGAUAUACAUACUAAUGCUUACUAGCACCUGAAGUAUAAAAACAUAUAAUAUGAACUGUGUAUUUUAAUUAAAAAAAUAAAUAUAUUAAUAUUAGAUGAACACUGUUUGAUAAAAAAGUGUUCUCUGUCUCCUGCUCGCUUCUUCUCCUUCACCACUUGGCGUCUGCAUUUCAAAAUAAACCUCCCCUUACCUGGUUAGUUUGAGACACAGUUGCCCUCCAGUCUUUAAUUAACUGCUAUUUGUUUUAAAGAAAAAAUACAUCUUAAUGUUACAAAAUGAAGAAAUAAACACCUUGAGAGUGCUCAAGGGAACUUGGAUUACAUUAUUUAAUUGUUUGGUUCUAGUUUUGUCAAAUUAACAGCCAUUGUGACUUCUACCCAAAAAUAGCAGUUAAUUAAAAACUGGAGUAAACACUUUGAAAAUAUGGUCCAGCUAGUCUUGCAAUGGGGAAACACCAAAUAGUGGUAGCAAUACAGAAGAUGGUUGUUUCAUUGUGUUGAAGCUAUUCAGCAGAUAACCCAGACAACAUGAACGCUAUGCCAGUCAAAAACUAUUUCAAAGCCAUUGAAAUCUACACAAAUGUAAAUAAAUCAUGUAAUGAUGGAAAAGGAUCUGGACAGAAAAUGAAUUUCCCUUUAAAAAAAUUGGGUUUUUAACUUUUCUGUUUUCAGUAUUUAUAAAGCAGGUCAUGUGUUCUAACUUACAAUAUAUUUAAUCUUUAACAGAAUAUCCUUUUGACUUUUGUUGUUAUACAUGGGAAAUGUGCUGGUCUGACAUCACAGUCUUUUUAUAUAUUCCAUUUAUAAUAAAAAAAAUAAAAAAUGAAAUAACAUUUUUUAGUUUUGUUGCGGCUAUUUUGCAAGCUUGUUUAAUAAUAAAAAUAAAUAAAUAAACAAACAAAAAACCUUUAUUGGAUUUUCACUGCACAACAUAGACAUCACUAAAGGAUUAUGAAGUACAUUUUUAAAAUACUGCAGCAUCUCACAGUGGUUUUUCAUUUGACAUUAAAAUAUAAUUCCAUAAUUUAGCACUUUAUCAGGAAGCAGACCCUGUUGACUGCCCUAGUUGUUUACAUUUCCCAAAGGUAGUUCUAGCUCUGAAGACACAAAUGUCUUUCUUGAACCUCACCCUGCCAGCUUAAUAGCUGUGCAAAUAUUACUACUUCAGCAACUGGAGGCUACACAUUACCAUCUUUAACCUUUUAGGAUUUAGAAAAACAACAUCAAAAUGCCACAGAGCUUAUGUCCGAAAUGUCCUAAAUACUUUUGUAUUUGUACUUGUGCACCUUUACUAUUAAUUUAAAGGUGUUUUUGUUUGUAUAUCUAGUUUAGAUACAUAUUUGAAAAAAAAAAAGUACCCUAGGAUACUCCUGUAGCUUUUUUCCUCAGCAACAUAUGUAGAAUUCGUACCUUCCUCACCGACUACUCCAAACAGCUCCUAGUUCAGGCACUGGUACUGUCCCGCCUUGAAUACCAGAACUCCUUCAUUGCCGGCCUCCCUGCUUCCGCUAUCCGUCCGCUCCAGCUCAUCCAAAACUGCUGCUCGCCUUGUCUUUCCCUUCCUCAUUUCUCCCACGUUUCUCUGCUACUCCACUACCUCCACUGGCUCCCUAGUGCUGCUCGCAACCAAUUCAAAAUUGUUGUACUCGCCUAUCACUGCCUCAACCUUUUUGCACCCUCCCACCUCCAGACUAUUAUUUCUCCUUACACCCCCUCUCAUCCUCUCCGCUUCUCUGUCACUGGCAGAUUAGCUGUACCCUCCAUCUGCUCCCCUGCCUUCAGAGCCUGCUCCUUCUCCACCCUUGCCCCUCAGUGGUGGAACAACCUACCCACAGAUAUCAGGACUACUCAGUCCCUGACCACCUUCUGGCGCCUCCUCAAGACACACCUGUUCAGAUGGCAUCUGUAAACCUCACAACUCUCGACUAUACUGGACUAGAUGGCACCCAACUGUAUCAGCACUGUAUCAUCUUGUACUUGCACUUAACUGCUCCUCACUUUGCUGUAUUCUACUACUGCUCUCAAUCAUAAUUAUAUUUUCUGUAUCUUGUACUUGAUUUUACUUGAUUCAUCUUUUUUUGUAAUUGCUCUUAUUUAAAAUCGUUCUUAUCCAUUUAUUGUACAUACUACUUGCUCUUAAUGGAAUCUACUCUUAUAACCAAAUAUUUUAAAGUUUAACUGCUCUUAGUCAUAAUCGCUCUCAAACGUAAUUAUUUACUGUAUUUUUUUAUUUUCUCUCAUUUGAAUUUGCUCUUACUGACUUUAUUGUAUUUUAUAACUGCUCUUAUCUGUAUUGUGAUAUGUUGUAUUGUGAUAUUUUGUAAUGUGACACUUUGUAACAACUGUAAGUUGCCCUGGAUAAGGGCAGCUGCUAAGAAAUAAUAAUAAUAAUAAUAAUAAUAAUAAUAAUAAUAAUAAUAAUAAUAACACUGCCAAGACUGUGAAGGAAAUCUCCUGAGGUACACGCUGCACUGCGGUACUCUUGUACUGCUUCUUACUACUGUCAAUUUGUCAAAACUGCUUUUAACUUUAUUAAUAAAAUAUUCAGAGGA
Molecule: messenger RNA, 5352 nt
Organism: Acipenser ruthenus (sterlet)
Lineage: Eukaryota; Metazoa; Chordata; Actinopteri; Acipenseriformes; Acipenseridae
Gene: slc13a1
Product: solute carrier family 13 member 1
Exons: 15
Coding region: 877-2670 (597 amino acids)
Biological process (GO): monoatomic anion transmembrane transport
Cellular component (GO): membrane
Molecular function (GO): sodium:sulfate symporter activity
Source: RefSeq, a predicted model, not a curated record